Plenodomus lingam JN3 is the source of this 330-nucleotide messenger RNA. NCBI's taxonomy places the organism in Eukaryota, Fungi, Ascomycota, Dothideomycetes, Pleosporales, Leptosphaeriaceae. The record is from RefSeq and is a predicted model, not a curated record.
AUGGGGACAAGAAUAAGCACAACUUCCCAUGUUAUCCUCCCACUUGGUGUCGCCCUAAGCGCUAUCAACUCCGCAAAUCAAAACACCACGGAAGUACCUCUGUCGCUCAAUGGAGCCCUCCAAGGGUUGGAGCAGGAGUUCGCAGAUACCGUGUGGAAGACUGGGAGUGGUCUUCAUAAUCUUAUCAACGGCUCCUACUCCGCUCAAGAUAUCGGUCGUACCGUACCAUUUCACGCACACCGCGUUGGUAUCAGUAACGGCGGCGAUCUUAGCUGCCCUGGCCACAAGGCUGACUCGGGGGAGAUAGCAGGCAAGGGACCGCAGCCAUAA